Cyprinus carpio (common carp) is the source of this 4212-nucleotide messenger RNA. It is a transcript of the gene arhgef2b, whose product is annotated as Rho/Rac guanine nucleotide exchange factor 2b. Gene Ontology annotation, cellular component: cytoskeleton; ruffle membrane. Gene Ontology annotation, biological process: cell morphogenesis; regulation of Rho protein signal transduction; positive regulation of neuron differentiation. The record is from RefSeq and is a predicted model, not a curated record. NCBI's taxonomy places the organism in Eukaryota, Metazoa, Chordata, Actinopteri, Cypriniformes, Cyprinidae. Gene Ontology annotation, molecular function: guanyl-nucleotide exchange factor activity; microtubule binding.
GAUUAGGGUCAGUCUCUCAUGAAGGCUGUGGAGUUUCCCGUGAAAGAAGAAAAAAAAAAUCCUUGUGUGUCUCAUUAAACACACAGUUCAUGUAAGACUGAAUUGAGCUUUAAUACACAUGUAUAUUUUUCAUAUUACUUAACGCACUGGAUACUUAUUUUCUGAACAAGAUUCAGACAUCUGGAUUUUAUAUAGUCCGACUGCUGUUGGUAAAGUUUUCAUUUUCUCGCGAUGUCCCGUGUCUCGGACCCGUUAACGAAAGCACGCCAGGAAAAAAUGAAAGACGUUAAUGUAAAGAACAAAGAGAAAGAGCGGAAGGCACGGGAGAAAGAGACAAAGGAGCGUGAGUCGCGUUACAGCAAUGGUCACCUGUUUACCUCCCUCAGUGUUUCUGCCACCACACUCUGCUCUGCAUGCAACAAGAGCAUCACUGCAAAAGAAGCCCUCAGCUGCCCAACCUGCAAUGUGACCAUUCACAACCGCUGCCGUGACACACUGGCCAACUGCGCCAAAAUGAAACAGAAGCAACAGAGGCUGGCUCUGGUCAGGAACACCGCAACUUUACAUAAUGUGGCCCUCCGCAGCAAAAAUCCAAUACUGAAGGAGAGGCCGAGUUCAGCCAUUUACCCAUCAGAGACACUGAGACAGUCUUUCCUCGGAUCCCGCAAAGGACGCUCCACGCUGUCCCUCAACAAGAGCGUCUCCACCAAUAACAUUGCAGGAAGUCUGAAUGAUGAUUCUCCUGUCGGACUGAGAAGGAUUCUGUCUCACUCCACAGACUCUCUGAACUUCAGGAACAGAGCCAUGUCCAUGGAAUCCCUUCAUGAUGAAGGAGAAAUGUAUUAUGCGUCAAUGAUGGAGGAGCUGGAGAAGGAUGGGAAGGAUUUUGAAGCAGAUUCCUGGAGUCUGGCUGUGGACUCUUCUUAUCUACAGUCUCAACGCAAAGACGUCAUCAAGAGACAAGACGUCAUAUACGAGCUGAUUCAGACGGAGCUGAACCACGUGCGUACGCUGCGGAUCAUGGAGGGGGUGUUUCGCAGAGGAAUGCUGGAAGAGGUGUUGAUGGAGAUGGGUGUAGUUCACAUCAUCUUUCCCUGCUUAGAUCAGCUGCUGUCUAUUCACUCAAAUUUCCUGAGCCAACUACUGCAGAGAAGAAACGAUAGCCUGGCGCCCAGCAGCGCCCGCAACUUCACUAUCCAAAAGCUGGGAGAUCUCCUGGUGGAGCAGUUCUCAGGACAGAAUGCGGAAGAGAUGAGGAAAUGCUACGUUGAAUUCUGCAGUCGACACUUGAAAGCUGUGAAACUCUAUAAGGAGCUGUUGGCCCGUGACAAAAGGUUCCAACAGUUCAUACGGCGGGUAAGCAGAGGUUCUUUGCUGCGUCGGCAUGGUGUCCAAGAGUGCAUCUUACUCGUCACUCAACGCAUCACUAAAUACCCUGUACUUAUCAAGCGCAUACUAGACAACACUAAAGGUAAUGAAGAAGAGAGUAAAUCUCUGGCUGACUCUCUGACGCUGAUCCGGGAGCUGCUGUGUUCCGUGGACCAGCAGGUUCAAGAGUUAGAGCGAGCACAGCGUUUGCAGGAGAUCCAGUCCCGUCUGGACCCACGAGCUGAGACGAAGGUUAAGGGUGGAGGAGUGUUUGGUGGAGGAGAGCUGCUGCGCCGUAGACUCAUUCACGAGGGAGCACUGCUCUGGAAGACUGCUCAAGGCUCCAGACUCAAAGAUGUGCACGUUUUGUUAAUGACAGACAUCCUGGUGUUCAUGCAGGAAAAAGACCAGAAGUAUAUUUUUCCCUGUCUGGACAAACCGGCAGUACUGUGCCUUCAGAAUUUGAUUGUGAGAGAUAUAGCCAAUCAGGAGCGAGGAAUGUUCCUCAUCAGUCACUCCACACCUCCAGAGAUGUACGAGCUCCACGCCGCCUCCAAAGAGGACAGAAACACUUGGAUGAAACUCAUUCAGCGGACAGUGAGCAACUGUCCAUCAAGAGAGGAUUUCCCUCUGAUUGAAACUGAGGACAAAGCUUUGCUACGACGACUCAGAGCUGAUAUCCAGCAGAAGGAUCGUGAAGUUUUGGAGCUGUUACAGGAGCGCGUGACAUUGUUCUCUGAUUUGGCCGAAGCCAGCGGAGGUCAGAAUGUCAAUGUUCCCACAAACUCUAGAAAUAUAUUCAGAGCAGAUACGCCCUACGCUCCCCAGGCGGAAAAGCUACUGAAUGAGGCCAUUGUUGAGGUGGACAGACUGAGUGAAGUGCUGUCGGGUUCCUGCAGAUUGAACGGUGAAUCGACAGAGGUACAAUUCACCUCGAAAACAACAGAUAAAGGAACGAUAUCAGUUAACGGAAUUAGUGAAAUAAACAGUUCGUCCAACAAGAUAAAGGACAGGAACGGGAACCAGCUGCAGGACAAGAUGUUAAAUGAGGAGGUGUGCCAAAGACUUGUGAACCUCAGCACUCAGCUUCAUGCACUACAGGCUGCAGUGAUCAAACAGGACUCUUUCCUGGAGGUGUACAUGCAGAAGGACUUGUGUCCCCCUACAGCAGCAGAGCUGAAGGCAGGUGGUCCUGAGGGUACUCAAGGAGAUCUGACCGAGCUUCAGCGCAAGUACAACCUCCUGCAAGGAGAAGUGAUCCGACUACGGGCCGCCCAGGACAAGAAGGGCGACAGAGCGCCAAUUCAGCUUGAAAAACAACUCCAAGAGAUCCGGCUUAAAGACACGAUGGACACACGUGACACACUGAUCUCACAGGAAACAGAAGUUCAGGUGGAUGGCAAGCCAGAGGACAGUCCCAGAGAUCUGCAGGAUAUUCCAGAGGAGAGUGAGUGUGGGACAGAAGCUCACAGUUAACAUCAGCUCAACUAGAAGAUCCUACCUUAACCUCCUCCAGAACUCUAGAAACUCACCUCAUCAGUCAGUUACGACUCAAGGCCUGUUCACACCACGCCAAACACAGACAAAUCUUGUGCGGUUACAUUUCAUUUGAAAGAACUGCUGUUAAUGCAUCCGUCACUAACAUUUACAUGCUGGCAAUGUGACGUUUUUAAAGUGUGUGUGUGUGUGUGUGUGUGUAUAUAUAUAUAUAUAUGUAUAUAUAUAUAUAUAUAUAUAUAUAUGAAUAGGGAAUGUAAUUCUCAGCUGUUGGUGUUUCAUAAAACCAUGACUCCGUGAACAGACUGUUUUGCUUAACAACAGAGGAAGAAGUCUGAAUCUUUUCUCUGUCUCUGUAUUCUUGUAUUUGGUGUUGCUUGAUAGACAGCAUAGUGAGGGCUAUUUAAAACAUGUAAAUACUGUUUUAAUUUCCUUUCUUCUCUGUGAAAAACAGGUGUCUCGAACAGCACAACACUUUGUGUUCUGGAGUAACCAGGGUAUUUCUGCUUUUUCUAUAAGUGUCUCCUUUUUUAUGCAUUGGUUUGAACAGACAAAAUGCAAAAAUUUGACCAAAUUUGUGUUGGUGUGAACUGGCCUUUACUCUGUAGAAUAAUGUUAUUGCAUUUUAUAUGAAACAUAGUAUAGAACAAUUAAGUCUUUUGCAAGAUUUUCAAUGUUUUUGCAAACAUUGUCUUCAUUUUACAGUUGUGUUAUUUAAAAGGUUAAAGGUGUAUUUAUUUGAGUUGGAACUCAAGGAAACUUUAGAGGAUAUUCUGAGCUUGUGCUGACUGACUUCCAGUUUUAAUAUAUCGAUUGUCAAUUUUAGCUGCAUUAUUGUCCAUUGCUAUAUUAUUGGAAGGAUGUGUCAUUGGACAUGAUUUUCUUCUGCUGAAAAUAAGUGAUAUUAUGGUAAAGAUGAGAUGUAGCACACUGAAUGCCCUGCUUAUUUGGCAGCAGCUUAAAAAAGACUUUGAAUGCAGUUAUAACUACCACAGUUUACCUCUAUAAAUGGUAAUAAAUCAAUGUUAAUAUGACCAGUGAAGGUUUUCUUCUAUACUGCUAAAAAAAAAAAAAAUAGAAAAUGAGAUAUUAAUGUUGAUAUUGAUAAUGGAAUGAAGUGGAAAAUGAUUGUAAAUUCUUCUCUGGCCACUUGAAAUCACACUAAAGCUUUGUUUAAUGUCACACUGUUGAUAUUGUCCAUGUAUAAAUGUUUGAGGAAGAACAGCACCCUUUAAACAUAGCUGUUAAAUCAUUGUAUUUUUAUUCAUUUUUCAUUGUACUGUGUGUUUAUAUAUAUAUAUGGCUGUAAUCAUGUUUUGUCAUCUAUAUAAAUGCAUUGAUAACGGC